Syzygium oleosum is the source of this 827-nucleotide messenger RNA. RefSeq names its product heavy metal-associated isoprenylated plant protein 24. Gene Ontology annotation, molecular function: metal ion binding. NCBI's taxonomy places the organism in Eukaryota, Viridiplantae, Streptophyta, Magnoliopsida, Myrtales, Myrtaceae. The record is from RefSeq and is a predicted model, not a curated record. The coding region runs from base 135 to 587 and encodes 150 amino acids. The transcript is spliced from 2 exons.
AGAAAAGCAUCGGUUUUGUCCCGUAAGGCCAUCCUCGAGCUCUUAGCCUCACAGACAAUCAACCCUCAUGCACGCCUAGUCACUCGCACUUACAGUGCAAGAACAACGAAAGAAGAAGAGAGAAAAGAAGAGAGAUGGGAGUGGAAGGAACGAUAGAAUACUUCUCCAACUUGCUGAGCAGUGUGACCAGCAAGAAGAAGAAGAAGCAGAUCCAGACCGUGGCCCUCAAGGUCAGGAUGGACUGCGAGGGUUGCGCUCGCAAGAUGAAGAGCGUCCUCUCCUCCGUCAAAGGUGCUAAAUCGGUGGAAGUGGACCUGAAGCAGCAGAAGGUGACGGUGACGGGGUACGUGGACCAGAAGAGGGUGUUGAAAGCGGCCAAGUCCACCAAGAAGAAGGUGGAGCCGUGGCCCUACGUCCCCUACACUCUGGUGGCUCACCCCUACGUCUCCCAGGCCUACGACAAGAAGGCCCCCGCCAACCACGUCCGCGCCGUCCCCGUGACCGCCACCAUCAGCGAGUCCACCGUCGACGACCGCUACACCAUCAUGUUCAGUGACGAGAACCCAAACGCCUGCUCCAUCAUGUAAACGCCGUGCAUAUAUAUAAUAUAUAUGUGAUCCACAACGUUACCUAGAUCACUGUAAUUAUCUUGGAAGUGUUUUCGGACAGUAAGUUUGUUUGUUGAAGUAAUGAAUCAGAUAUGAUGAUUUUUGGCCAAUUCAAAUGAUGAAACUUUUGUUUACCACUUCAUUGUGGUCCGAGUCGAUCGGUCCGCCGAUAGAUAGAUGGGCAUUCUUGUAAGGAUUUUGAGUUCAGUGGAUCGAGUA